Molecule: messenger RNA, 1236 nt
Organism: Rhopilema esculentum
Lineage: Eukaryota; Metazoa; Cnidaria; Scyphozoa; Rhizostomeae; Rhizostomatidae
Molecular function (GO): RNA binding
Source: RefSeq, a predicted model, not a curated record
AUCCAAUCUCCCAGAAUGCAUUGGCACCAGACCAUGCUUCCUUUCAUCAUUCCCCGCCAUUGGUGAAACGUAGUGAAAGUAGUGAAGAUGUCUCGCUACUCGAGGCCGCCAAAUACAUCACUUUUUAUUCGGAAUGUCCAUCCAGAUACGAGGCCUGAAGAUCUAAGGCGCAUAUUUGGAAAGUAUGGCCCAGUUCGUGAUAUCUACGUUCCGUUGGAUUACUACACAAGAGAGCCAAGGGGCUUUGCAUAUGUCCAAUUUGAGGAUAUUCGUGAUGCUGAAGAUGCCCUGUAUUAUGAAGACAGGGCUAGGUGCCUUGGGCGAGAACUGGAAGUUCAAUAUGCAGAAGGAGAUAGAAAGAAUGCAUCCCAAAUGAGUUCAAAGGAAAAAAGAGGAUAUUAUGGAAGACCACAUCAAGAAAGGGGCCACUAUGGCCGCCGAAGAUCAAGAAGCAGAAGCCCAAGGCGGCGUCGAAGAUCCAGAUCUCGAUCACAGUCCAAUUCACGGAGGCAGCGGUACAGAAGCAGAUCUCAGUCCAGGUCUCGAAGCAGAUCUAGAGAGAGAACUCGCUCUUCUCCUAGGAGACGAAAUGAUUCUGAAAGAAAAGGCUCACAGUCACCAUCACGCUCCAGGUCAAAAUCCCGGUCAAAGUCAAGGUCUCGAUCACGUACACCCUCACGAUCAAGGUCUCAGUCACCUGCAAGUGAAAAAGAUGGCUCUCCCCGAGAUGAUGAAAAUGGUGACUACAGAGAGGAAGAUGCACUAUAGAUAGAAAGAAGUAGAUUUUUGCUCUAACAAAGUUUAAAGCUGUCAUGUAUAUAUAGACACUAAAUCCAAACUUUAAGUAAAGCUGUUGAAAGAAGGAAAAUAUAUAUACAGUUUGGAAGCCAGUGCCUGAUCACUCAUCCGUGACUCUAUAAAAGACUCUAAGUGCAAUUGUAGAAGUAUUGAUUUAGGAGAAAGACUUCAUUGUACCAAGAUUUUAGCAGCCAUGAAAGAAGAUAGUAAAAAGGCAAAUCUCUAGCACCACUGGAAACAUUUGUCUGUUUCAAAUCCAUCCAGAAGUUUGUGUUCCCUGGUGCUGGUGACUUUCCUUUUUUCAAUAAGACAACACGGUUAUAGGCAUUUUGUUAAGUUUUUAAGAUUAUGUUUUGUUGCAUGCAGCAAUGUAUCAGGUCUUGGAAUCAGUUAUUGUACUGCUAAUUUUUAACAUUAAUACUGUAAUUUUUCCAAAGA